Messenger RNA from Episyrphus balteatus (marmalade hoverfly), 915 nucleotides. RefSeq names its product zinc finger BED domain-containing protein 4-like. Bases 1 to 915 code for a protein of 304 amino acids. The record is from RefSeq and is a predicted model, not a curated record. The transcript has a single exon. NCBI's taxonomy places the organism in Eukaryota, Metazoa, Arthropoda, Insecta, Diptera, Syrphidae.
AUGGGAGGUAUUCUGGAAAAUUGGGCACUGAAUGAAAAAGUAAUGGCAAUUGUUACAGAUAAUGCGAACAAUGCAGUAAAAGCUGUUCAAUCUAUGUGCCAGGUGAAUGAGAAAACGAAUUUAACUUGCGCAGCUCAUACCCUUCAACUUUCAGUUAAAUCUUCCAUCUCUACUGAAUAUAUAAAAAAACUGAUUGAGAAGACUAGUAAGUUAGUUAGCCAUUUCAAACAUUCAAAUGUUGCGAAAUAUGGAUUGGGGGAGAAACAAAAACAGAUGGACUUACCAGUUCAAACACUUUUGCAAUCAUGCAAUACACGGUGGGACUCACUGUAUCUAAUGCUGCAACGAUUAAUUAACAACCGUAGUCCAAUCAUUCAAGUGAUGGCAGACCGAAAUUUAACGACAUCUGUAAUAGCUGAAAAGCUUGAAAUUAUAGAGCAGGAUUGGAAAUCCAUAGAAGAAUUAGUUAAAAUUCUGCGGCCUAUUCAUGCUCUAACUAAAAUUCUGAGUAGCGAAACCGCUAGUACAUCUAUGGUUGGGAUGCAAAAAAUUUUAGAGCAACAUAUGAUAGAAUCAGAAGAUGACUCUUUAACUAUAAAAUCAUUCAAAGAGGCAUUUUCAAAUGAUUUACGCAAAAGAUUUGACCUCACUUUAAUAAGUACACUGCAAAAUGGAGGGCAAGUAUCAACACGACAAAUAGCAUCUCUUUUAGAUCCUCGCUACAAGGAUCAAGAACACGAAAAUUUUGCUGAUAAAAUAUUCAUAAGGAAUCAUUUGAAGAAGAUACUUUUGGAAAGUGAACCACCAAUAAGGAAUGCUAAUGAAGCUAGCUCGUCAAUGACAAAUUCAGAUGGGGAGUUCAGGACUGAGUUGGAGUUGGAGGAGACCAUUCAUACGGAUUCCCAUCAAAUUUAA